This is a messenger RNA of Nicotiana tabacum (common tobacco), 1466 nucleotides long. NCBI's taxonomy places the organism in Eukaryota, Viridiplantae, Streptophyta, Magnoliopsida, Solanales, Solanaceae. The record is from RefSeq and is a predicted model, not a curated record.
UCUUAUCUUUUUCUUCUAAUUCAUGGUCAAUUCUUGUUUUUCUUUUUCUGGUGAAUUGUUUAUUUGUUUUAGUGGGUUACUGUUUUUUUGUGUGGGUGCUGGAGAAAUAGUGUCAAAGUUGGUUCUUGGAGAAGAGAGUUGUAUUAGUUCUUGAUUUUAGAAUAAAAUUUGGAUUCUUUUUCUUUCUUGGUUUUGAACUCAAAGCUGAAUAUAAUCUGCUAGAGGCUUCAAGAUUGAAAUCUUUUUCGUGUUAAAUUUACAGCAAUUCAACAAAUUUUCUGUGUUUUGAGGCCUUUUUUCUUGGAGGAAGUUUUCAAGACUUGUUGGAGCAAUUUUCUGGUUUUCAGAUGCUUUUGCAGAUAUAGAAAGAAUCUGUUAAUUUCAAGAUGAUUACUUCUAUGGAAGAAGAAGACAAGUGGUUAGAUUCUAAAUUUUGGCAUGCUUGUGCUGGUAAUAUGGUAGAACUGCCUGCAGUUAAUUCAAUAGUGUUCUACUUUCCUCAAGGACACGCUGAGCACGCGUGUGGAAAUGUGGAAUUUAGGAGUGAAAUUAGAAUUCCAUCUUAUAUUCCUUGUAGAGUUUCGGGUAUUAAAUACAUGGCAGAUCAAGAAAAUGAUGAGGUUUUUGCCAAAAUUAGGAUGACACCUGUUAGUAGUAAUGAGGUUGAAAAUGUUGAUGAUGGGGUGGUUGCGAAAAGCGGGUUGGAUAAUGAUCAGGAAAAACCCACUUCAUUCGCAAAGACAUUAACGCAAUCAGAUGCGAAUAAUGGUGGGGGGUUUUCUGUUCCAAGGUAUUGUGCAGAUACAAUCUUUCCUCGUUUGGACUACUCUGCAGAUCCUCCUGUCCAGACCUUAUUAGCGAAGGAUGUUCACGGGAAGACAUGGAAAUUCAGACAUAUUUACCGAGGGACACCUAGGCGUCAUCUUUUAACUACCGGUUGGACUACUUUUGUGAAUUCAAAAAAGCUCGUUGCGGGGGAUUCCAUUGUGUUCCUGAGGGCUGAAAAUGGGGAUGUUUGUGUGGGCAUUCGCCGAGUAAAGAAGGGAAUUGCAGAUGAACAUGAUACUUCUUUCGUGGCACCAUACGGAGGGUUUUCCGCUUUUCUCAGGCAUGAUGAGAAUAAGUUAAUGAAGAGGGGAAAAGUGAAGGUGGAAUCAGUUAUUGAAGCUGCAAAUCUUGCAGCUAGUGGACAGCCCUUUGAGGUUACUUUCUACCCCCGAGCUAGCACUCCAGAGUUCUUUGUGAAGGCCUCACGUGUGGAGGCGGCAUUGCAGGUCCGUUGGUGCUCGGGGAUGAGGUUCAAGAUGGCGUUCGAAAAUGAAGACUCAACGAUGAGCUGGUUCAUGGGAACUAUAUGUUCUGUUCAGGUUGCUGAUCCCAUUCGAUGGACAGAUUCGCCCUGGCGGCUUCUUCAGGUGACAUGGGACGAGCCAGAUCUGCUUCAACAUGUAAAGUGUGUCAACCCA